CGUCCUUAAUACUUCAACUACUCAAUCAGUUACAAUGGCACCUUCAGUUGCUGACAUUAUACCUCCUGUCAUAGACAACAUUGCCGAUCUCAAGUUAACAGCUGCAAAGCAUGAUAAUGGUCCUUCAUAUCCCUUCUACUACCCCUAUUAUGACGUAAACGAGAAGUUCCCUCCAACGCAAGUCUAUGAGCACACGGACCCUGGUGCCAAGGCGGACCCUGCUAAGCCGCACCUGUUGACACCCGAGACAAGGGUCGACCAUCUGAGCCCCUUCCUCGGGACCGAGAUCUCCGGCGUGCAAAUUUCCAAGCUGAGCGAGGAGGGCCUUAAUGAGCUCGCUCUGUACGCCGCGGAGAGGAAGGUCCUCAUCUUCCGUGAUCAGGACUUCAAAGAUAUUGGACCUGACAGCCAGAUUGAAAUUGCCAAGCGUUUUGGACGAAUUCAGAGACACCCGACCUCGGGGAACGUCAAGGGAUAUCCAGAGUUCCAUGUUGUUUAUAGAGGUACUGAACACGACAGGCUGAAGGAGGUCAUACCUGAGGAACGCAUUAACCGUACCCAAUGGCAUUCCGACGUUUCCUACGAGAAACAACCUGCCGGAACCACUUUCUUCUUCGUUCUGGACCAGCCAGAAGUCGGCGGUGAUACGCUUUUUGCAUCACAGGUAGAGGCGUACAAUCGCCUUUCGCCCGAGUUCAAGAAACGCCUUGAAGGCUUGCGCGCCGUGCACAGCGCUUUCGAGCAAGCGGCAGCCUCCAUCAGGCGUGGCGGGAUUGUGCGCCGAGAGCCUAUCGAGACCGAGCAUCCUCUCGUUCGCCGGCAUCCCGUGACUGGGGAGAAAGCGCUCUAUGUGAACCAGGGUUUCACACGUCGCAUCGUCGGCUUCAAGACGGAGGAAUCUGAGUACCUCCUGAAAUUCUUGUUCGACCACAUUUCGAAGGGCGCCGACUUCCAGAUUCGUGCGAGGUAUAAACCUGGCACUGUUGUUGUUUGGGAUAACCGAGUUACUGUCCACUCCGCGACUGGAGACUUCAAUCCUGGUGAGAGAAGGCAUGCGGUUCGCCUCACUCCGCAGGCGGAGGUUCCAACUGAAGCGUAGUACAAUGAACAAAUUGUGAAUGUAUCUUUUACGAAGUCAAAAAUAUGCAAAUACAUCCUAUGUAGUACAUCGCAAACAGAGGAAGCCCCUACGACAUCCAUUGGUUACGUUCCAUUAUGCUAGUUGGAAAUUUGAAGCAAACCUACGUAAGAACCUAUAUACAACGCCCUGAUUAAGUAGGC
Molecule: messenger RNA, 1281 nt
Organism: Suillus paluster
Lineage: Eukaryota; Fungi; Basidiomycota; Agaricomycetes; Boletales; Suillaceae
Exons: 9
Coding region: 35-1099 (354 amino acids)
Cellular component (GO): cytoplasm
Molecular function (GO): 2-oxoglutarate-dependent dioxygenase activity
Source: RefSeq, a predicted model, not a curated record